AAUGAGGAGAGCAGGAUGAGGCAGGUGAUACUCUUCUCUCUACCUGUGGAGAUGAAGGUGGUGAGGGAGGGAGAGAAGAACAGACACGGGAACAGGAUGAAGGAAUGCGCAGGAAAACAGGAAUAUGGAAGAGAGAGGUUUGUGUGCAUCUCGCUAAAGGAGAUGGAGAGCUACUACAGAUACAGCCGGUGCUGUCAACAGCUGUUGCAUGAUGACGUUCUGCAGAGUGAGGAUGGUCCUCUGUGUGCAGCAGAAAUUGGCUCUGAACUCCAGAAACAGUUUGCCAUCCUGCCAGGGGGGCGUGGGAUGAACGGCAGCCCCAUCGUCAUCUUCCCAGAAUUCCCGGCUUUCAGCGAGCUGGAGGAUGAGGAGGUCCAAAAUGUCCUCCGGUACCUCACCAGCGUCCCCAGUGUUGCAGCAUCAGGAGUGGGUUUCAUCCUGGUCAUCGACAGACGACUGGAUCGAUGGGCCGCCGUCAGGGCUACCCUGCUCCGCAUCGCUGGUUCAUUUCCAGGGAACUUACACUUGGUUCUGGUGUUACGUCCCACUACUUUGCUCCAGCGGACUCUGUCAGACUUCCUGUUCAAGUACAACAAGGAUGAGUUCAAAAUGAAGGUGGUGAUGCUUAGUUCCGUAACUGAGCUCCAUGCCUAUAUCGACCCAGGACAAUUGACCACAGAGCUGGGAGGCACGCAGGAGUACUGCCAUGACAGCUGGAUCUCACACCGCACUGCAAUCGAGGCAUUCGCCCUCAUGGUGAAGACCACGGCUCAGACCCUGCAGACGUUCGGCACUGAGCUUGCAGAGACAGAAUUACCCAACGACGCCGAGGCUACCACCAACCUGCUGCACACACACACUCUGAAGAAGGAUAAAAUGAAGGAAGACCUGCAGGUGGCACUGUCUCAAGGGGGACGUCUGCUGGAGUGUAUCAACGAGCCGUUACAGACAGACCCUGAAUACAACAUGACCUAUGAUGAGCAGGAAAAUUUAGAUACUGUACAGAGGCAGGUGUUUGCAGACUACGAGAAGCUGCUGCACUCUGAGAACUACGUCACCAAGAGGCAGUCUCUAAAGCUUCUGGGCGAGCUGUUAUUGGACAGACAUAACUUCACGGUGAUGACGCGUUACAUCAGCAAGCCUGAGAAUCUCAAGCUGAUGAUGAAUCUGCUACGAGACAAGAGUCCCAACAUCCAGUUUGAGGCCUUCCAUGUCUUCAAGGUUUUUGUAGCGAACCCCAACAAGACGCAGCCCAUCAUCGACAUCCUGCUCAAGAACCAGACCAAACUAAUCGACUUCUUGAGCAACUUCCAGAAGGAGCGCACAGAUGACGAGCAGUUCAACGACGAGAAGACCUACCUAAUCAAACAGAUCAGGGAUCUGAAGAAACCGGCCUCCUAGAGAAGCAUCCCUCCCUGCCCACUAACCCAAGUUUUUAUUGAUAGGAAGACAUACAGUAGAAAAAAAACACAUUAAAGAUAAUGGUUAGUCUAUUUAAAAAAAAAAAAAAAAAUCUUCAAGACGUUAUUUGUCUUUUUUCUCUUUUCUCUUUGUUGGUUCAUUUAAAACUUGUGCAAGAGUAGUUCUCAAUCGCCGAUCUUUCUUUUGUACAUUUUUCUCACGAAUUCUGUUUUUAUUUUUCUUCAUUUGUAUCGUGUAGUGCCACAGCUCAUGGUGUUGGAGGCAGCUGAUUUGCUCUAUUGGGAGAACUAGCGGUUAAAAAAGCUUCAGACAAAACAGGCGUGCCAAUUUUUGUACAGUCACCAGUUGCAGGUGCUCUGUUAGUCGCUGCACUUGAGUUAAUUUGUAACUGUUUAAAUGAAGUAGCUGCAAAUCCCAAAAAUAAUGAAGAAUUCCUGCUUUUUUUUUGUUUUCAAUGUGUCUGGGUGGGAUCAGGCAAAAAAAUAUAUAUACUUCAGAAUGAGAACAUCUUAAGUGGGAAACACAUUCUCAGUCUUUGCUUAAUGGCAACAAUAAUCCUCGGUUGCCCUCUGAUAGCCAAACGCCUCUUUCUUAUAGUACUGGCAAAGCCAACAUUCCCUCAACUUUUCUUUUUCUAAAACUAAAAAAAGCAUCAUCAUAAUCAAAUACAAUCCCAAAAUGCCAAUGCAGCUUUAAGUCUUGUCUUCCUUACUAUUCCUUGCACACCUCAACAACUGAUUUGCGUAUUUCUGACAGCGUCGUGACAGAUUUUAGCCAAUUCAACGGGGGAAAAGGCUGAAUCAGUUCAGUUGAGAACACACUACACGAUAUAUAGAGGCUGAUCUGUCUAUGAUAGCUUUCCAAUAUCACAAAGCUUUGGCGCUUUUCCGAAAAAUGUUCGGCAGGUCGCUGCAGAUGUUAUGUUGUGAGUGCACUGUGAGUUUCAGGUUUUAAAUCGGCUCUGACUGGUCAUGAUUUGUUUUUCACCACCGUGAUCCUGCAGUUUAAGAGAGGGGUUUAUCUGAACCAGACUAACCUGCAAAAGUUAACUUUUAUCAUCAGUCAAUCAAGAUUUUAAAAAACCCUGUGCCAUUCAGUUUAACCGAAUAAGCUUGAGUAAGGCUGAGAAUGGGUGUUUGGAGAGAAUGGAUUUUUGUGACGGUUGACCAAAAAUUGCCAAGAAAAAAUAGUAAUUCUAAGACUAUUUUAAAAUUUGUCUUUGAAAUGAAGGGCCUUUUUAAUUGAGUUAUUGGGCUGCUGUCGGAACAGUAAGCUCCAAUCAUUUUGAUCACUGGUUCUCUCUGCUGGUGGCUGACGGCACUUUCUGUAUGAUUAAAAAAAAUAUGAUGAUUCAAAUGUUUGUUUGUUUUUGUUCAUCUUAAGCUGAUCACUGUUUUCACAUUGCUUGAUGGUCAUUUUUUGCUUUUUAUCUAGUUUCAUUUCUCGUCAUGUACAGUUUAUGGUUUGUACACCUGAAAUGAGUGCCAUUGUGAGUGAGAACAUUGAACAUUAACAGGAGGCACUUUGCUCUUAAUGAGAGAUGAGAGCAGCUGUAAAGAUGGCUGUUGGUGUUUUUGUUUCACUCUUUUUCUUUCUGUACUGUAACUAGUGUUUUUGCUCUGAUUUGGAUCUUAUGUUAGUAUUAGAGAGGUAAAGAUUCAGAGGUGCCUUUUUGGUUUGGCGUGUUUUCCCUUUUCUUUUUUUGUAUUUUUAGUAUCACUCUAGGGGGAGCUUAAUUAUUAUGUUAAUGGAAAUAUGCUCUGGAUUGAACAUAUUUGUUGUGAUUAAGCAGUGAACCUCUUAACUCACUAUAUUUGAGUUAGACUGUCAGUUUUUAAACUUUUUGCAGCUGAUUGGUUGCCAUUGUGUACGGAGCAGGGUCACAGUUUCACUUUGAGUUUGUCACCAAAGUAGCGCUGAUUCAACAUGUGAAUUGCAAACUUGUGCCGGCUAACUCAUCUGGAAACCCAUCGCAGAGUGAGGCCAUAUUUGACCUGUUAACAAGAUUCGAUCGUGAAUUGUAACUGUGAAAAAUCCACAUGUAGUUAAAGGACCAAAAAAUUAGCAAAAUAAAUGUGGUUAAAAUGCUA
Micropterus salmoides (largemouth bass) is the source of this 3512-nucleotide messenger RNA. Its product is annotated as guanine nucleotide exchange factor DBS-like. The transcript has 11 exons. NCBI's taxonomy places the organism in Eukaryota, Metazoa, Chordata, Actinopteri, Centrarchiformes, Centrarchidae. The record is from RefSeq and is a predicted model, not a curated record. Gene Ontology annotation, cellular component: extrinsic component of membrane; cytoplasm. Gene Ontology annotation, molecular function: guanyl-nucleotide exchange factor activity. The coding region runs from base 16 to 1401 and encodes 461 amino acids. Gene Ontology annotation, biological process: positive regulation of Rho protein signal transduction.